AUGGCUGCGCUGGCUCGGAGCGUCCUGGUGACCGGGUCCAACCGGGGCAUUGGGCUGGAGCUUGUGCGGCAGCUUGCCGCCAGCCCCCAGCCCCCAGAGCACAUCUUUGCCACCUGCCGUGAUCCCAAGGGUCCCAGAGGGAAGGCCCUGCAAGAAUUAGCUGCUGAGCACCCCAGCAUCAAACUGGUCCAGCUAGACAUAGUGAACUUACCCAGCAUCCAAGGGGCUGUGCAGGCUGUGGGGUCUCAUCUGAAGGACCAGGGCUUGAAUCUGCUCAUCAACAAUGCGGGUGUCAGCUCACAUGCCACACUGUGCUCCCUGGACAUGCAGGAGAUGCUCAACGUGUUUGCCACCAAUGUGGUUGGGACGCUCCAGGUUACCAAGGAAUUUCUGCCACUCCUGCAGCAGGCGGCAAAGGGUGCAGGGAAGCAGGGGCUGAGCUGCAGCAGGGCCGCAGUCAUCAACAUCUCCACCAAACUGGGCUCCAUUGGGCUAUGCCUCGGAGUGACAGAGGCCCCCAUGUACCCGUACCGUGCCAGCAAGGCUGCCCAGAACAUGGUGACACGGUGCCUAGCUGCGGAGCUCCAGGACAAGGGGAUCUUGUGUGCGGCCAUCCAUCCUGGCUGGGUGAAGACUGACAUGGGGACAGAGAAGGCACCGCUGACAGUCGAGCACAGUGUUCAGGGCUUCCUAACUGUGCUGGCCAGCCUCUCUCAGGACACCUCUGGAGCCUUUCUUGACUGGGAAGGGAACAGCCUGCCCUGGUGA
Molecule: messenger RNA, 768 nt
Organism: Acanthisitta chloris (rifleman)
Lineage: Eukaryota; Metazoa; Chordata; Aves; Passeriformes; Acanthisittidae
Exons: 6
Coding region: 1-768 (255 amino acids)
Source: RefSeq, a predicted model, not a curated record